AUGCCGCUUUUCAGGCCUGCCACCAACAGAAGGGAAAAUCCAAGGUCUCUGUAUCUGAACUCCAGCAGCAUUCACAAUAACAAAGAUGAAUUGUCAGCUGAAAUAGAAAUUCAUACACCCCGCUCCUCCAGCUACCGCGCCAAGACCCCGCUCCUCCGGCUCCCUCGCCUGGACCCCGCUCCUCCAGCUACCGCGCCAAGACCCCGCUCCUCCGGCUACCGCGCCAAGACCCCGCUCCUCCGGUUCCCUCGCCAAGACCCCGCUCCUCCAGCUACCGCGCCAAGACCCCGCUCCUCCGGCUCCCUCGACAAGACCCCGCUCCUCCGGUUCCCUCGCCAAGACCCCGCUCCUCCAGCUACCGCGCCAAGACCCCGCUCCUCCGGCUACCGCGCCAAGACCCCGCUCCUCCGGCUCCCUCGCCAAGACCCCGCUCCUCCGGCUCCCUCGCCAAGACCCCGCUCCUCCAGCUACCGCGCCAAGACCCCGCUCCUCCGGCUCCCUCGCCAAGACCCCGCUCCUCCAGCUACCGCGCCAAGACCCCGCUCCUCCGGCUCCCUCGACAAGACCCCGCUCCUCCGGCUCCCUCGCCUGGACCCCGCUCCUCCAGCUACCGCGCCAAGACCCCGCUCCUCCAGCUACCGUGCCAAGACCCCGCUCCUCCGGCUCCCUCGCCUGGACCCCGCUCCUCCAGCUACCGCGCCAAGACCCCGCUCCUCCGGCUCCCUCGACAAGACCCCGCUCCUCCAGCUACCGCGCCAAGACCCCGCUCCUCCGGCUCCCUCGCCUGGACCCUGA
Molecule: messenger RNA, 795 nt
Organism: Carcharodon carcharias (great white shark)
Lineage: Eukaryota; Metazoa; Chordata; Chondrichthyes; Lamniformes; Lamnidae
Product: extensin-like
Exons: 2
Coding region: 1-795 (264 amino acids)
Source: RefSeq, a predicted model, not a curated record